UUUCACUAUAAAUAACUUGAAUGGUUUUUCGCUAGGAAGGACCUACUGUUGUGUCCGUUCAUGUAUUGCUUUGAGGUUAACUAAGAUGAAGUUUCCGAACUGCGUGAAUGUCCUCGGGAUUUUACUUUGCCUCCUAGCAUACAGUCUAAAUGUGUCGGGUCAGGCAGAAUUUCAAGCUGGAGCUGGAAUUUUUGAUAUUACUGGUCCGGCAGCAGAAGUCAAUUUGAUGGGAUAUGCCAAACCUGGGCAAACAGCAAACGGCAUUCACAUGAGACAGUUCAGCCGAGCUUUUGUGUUUGCAGACAAAGCAGGAGAAAAACGUUUUGUCUUUGUAAAUGCAGACUCCUGUAUGGUGUCCCAGGGUGUGAAACUAGAGGUAAUAAAGCAGUUGAAAGCAACAUAUGGUGACUUGUACACGGAGCGAAAUGUUGUAAUCAGUGGUACUCAUACUCACUCAGGACCAGGUGGCUUUCAUCAGUAUUUGUUGUUUGAUAUUACCUCUCUUGGAUUUGUGAAUGCAACUUUUGAGGCACUGGUGAAGGGCAUUGUGCAGAGUAUUCAACUGGCACAUAAGACUUUGCGGCCAGCAAACCUUUAUAUUAGUGAAGGGGAGUUGCUGGAUUCUAGCAUUAACAGAAGUCCAACAGGGUAUCUUAAUAAUCCACCAGAAGAAAGACAAAAGUACAAAUAUGACGUGGACAAGAACAUGACAGUCCUUCGAAUUGAUGAUGCAGCAGGGCACCCCAUUGGCCUUAUUAACUGGUAUGCAGUGCAUUGCACAAGUAUGAACAAUACAAACGGUCUUAUCAGCAGUGACAACAAAGGAUAUGCUGAACAACUCUUUGAGCGUUACAUGCUGGCUCGUGGAAACUUGUCGAUUCCUGGUCAGUUUGUUGCUGCUUUUGCCCAAAGCAAUGAAGGAGACGUUUCACCUAAUACCAAGGGGCCUCACUGUACAGAUAGUGGUCUCCCUUGUGAUAUACUAACUAGCACUUGCCAUGGAGAGAAUGAGCUGUGUAUUGCUUUUGGGCCUGGAAAGGACAUGUUUGAGAGCACUCAGAUCAUUGGAAGAAAUCAGUUUAUGAAAGCUUUGGAACUCUAUUCUUCAGCUGGCAAGAAACUGACUGGAUCUGUUGACUUCAGACACAGUUAUGUCAAUAUGACAGAGGUGGAAGUAGUGUUAAACUCCACAACAAAGGUAAAGACAUGCAAGCCAGCUUUGGGUUACAGUUUUGCUGCUGGUACCAUUGAUGGACCUGGGGCUUUUGACUUCAAGCAAGGCACCAACACGAGUAAUCCUUUUUGGAAUGCUGUCAGAGAUGUGCUCAAGACACCUACUGAAGAGCAAGUGAACUGUCAUGCUCCAAAACCCAUUCUGCUAGACACAGGAGAGAUUUCAUUUCCCUACCUGUGGCACCCACAAGUAGUGGAUGUGCAGCUGUUAAAGCUUGGACAAUUUGUCAUCAUUGCUGUGCCAGGCGAGUUCACAACUAUGUCUGGAAGAAGAACACGGGAUGCUGUUGUCCAGACGCUGAUUUCAAAUGGUUUGCCAUUGGAUACCAGUUCAGUCAUUGCUGGUUUGUCCAAUGACUAUACCCACUAUGUAGCUACAUUUGAGGAGUACCAGGUACAACGAUAUGAGGCAGCAUCUACCAUUUAUGGGCCUCACACACUUCAGGCUUAUAUUCAGAAUUUUGAGAUCUUGGCAGAGGCUCUUGCUAAGGGCAAACCCGUGUCUCUUGGUCCAAACCCCCCAAAUCUAUUGGGACAGCAAUGGUCAUUUUUGCCAGGUGUUCUGUUUGACUCAUCUCCUGUGGGAAAAAAGUUUGGUGAUGUAAAGACUGAUGCUGAGCCUUCUUACCAGCCAGGUUCAGUAGUGCAAGUCAGAUUUGUCAGUGCAAACCCUAGAAAUGAUUUACGGCUAAACGGCACAUUCCUGACAGUGGAACAAAAGCAAGAAAGUGGAUCCUGGAGAGUUAUUUUCACAGACAGGGAUUGGGAGACUAGAUACCAGUGGAUAAAUGACAACCUUCUACUGGGUGAGAGUGAUGCAAUUAUUCGAUGGGACAUUCCAGAAGGCCAAACACCUGGUACUUAUCGUAUUCGUCACUUUGGAACAUCUAAGAGUAUUUUUGGAAGUCUGACAUCUUUUGAAGGGUCAAGCAGUUUGUUUAUGGUGAAAAAAUAACACUGUCACCACAUUAUAAAUGUUACUUUGAGAGUGACAAACAAAAAAUUCCUUCAAAAUAUUUUUUAAUUAACAGAAGGUUUUGGUUAGUUGUUCACUUGUGAGCUUAAAAUGCUCUGGAUGCAGAAUUGUGAAUUAGAAAAAAAUACACAAGUGAAUGAAAAAAAAAGUUAAGUAACAAAAUUAGCAAUUAAAGUUAUUUUAAAUUAAUUUAGCAUAUGAGCAAGCAGCUUUUAUGACCAUGAAGCUCCCUUUAAAAUCAAAGUUCCUCAGAAAUAUUACAUUUUUACUUGCUGCACUUUUCUAUGUCCACGAGGAACUGUACUAAAGGCUUUCAUUGAGUACUGCAAGUCUGAAAAUUCUGUUCUCUUUCAAAAUCCUGGAUCAUUUUCAAAUUAAAGAUGUUGACAUACUUAAAAGCGGUAGUGUUUAAUUUUUAAAGAUUAUUAUCUGUAAAUAUGUAUAUUUGAGAAACCACAUUGACUUGGCAGUGGAGCAAAAAGUAUUGUAUUUUAUAAUGUGCAUGGUUUCUGUUUUUUAAAGCAGAAGUGUACGAUUGUUUCUGUUAUUAUUCCUGCACAGAAAAUAUUAUAACUUUUGUGUUCUCCUUCAUUUUAAUUGUUAUUUGGUGAAUUCAGCUGUUGAUUUUUUUCCCAACACUGGUAGUGUGUAGUCAUUGUCAGUGAGUGAAUUAAACUGAAAUAGGGCAUAAUACAUUAGACAUAAGAAUUUUUAGGUGCUAUUUAAAAAAAAAAUUUUUUUUUUGUUUGUUUCAAUGCUAUUUUUAUUAUGAACAGAUCAAAUAAGUUACCAUUUUAUAGACCCAUCCCAAGUAAACGUCUUCUGUAAAAUUUAUUUGAAGAGUUAGGAAAACAUAUCACAAGAGUAAUCAAAACAACAUAAUGAAUCUUAAAAAAACUUGUCAUUGUAAAAACUUGUGCCUUUAAUUACUUUAAAAUGCUUUUUAUGACAGGUCUUUGAAAUCUUUAUGCUCUUGUAGAGGGAGAAAACUUAUCACAAGAGUUUUCAAAACAACAUAUAAGAAAUAUUUUUUAAAAACCUGAUAAUCUAUAUAGCAAUGAUAAAUGCAAAUAAAAAAAUAUUGAGUGACAUGCAGUUUAUCGUCACAUCUAGCCCUAGGAUUUAUUAUUUCAGGUAACAGCUAUUUUCCUUAGACAUAAGAAUUUACAUAGCAUAUGAAAACCACAAAAUGAAAUCAGUUAUCAGCACUCUUUCCAUUUUGUGUAUUGUCACUGGGAACUAGUUUCGCCAUUGUGUCUUGUCUCAGGGUCUUUAAGAAAGGCAUGAGGUCUGGAAAAUACAAAAACAAGCAGUCUCAAGUAAAGAUAAGGGUAAUUUUCUAAAAGAAAGUGUUACACUUAUUUUAUCUGCAGGACAUCUAGCUAGUAGGGGAAAAAAAAUCUCAGUCUACCAUUUUUUACAUCAAUUUCAUGUGCAUCUUCAUACCUAAAUUUGACCUGGAUGUAUCUGGAUGAAAUGCUAUCAUUCAAUGUGGGUUACAAAAUAAAGACUAAUAUUUCCAGGAUUGUUACAAGAAAACUUACUUGUGCCCCCUGUUCCUUUGUUGUCCAGGCUCUCAAACCUUUUCCCUGUAGUCUUGUUGGCACGGGCCUGAAUGAUGUACCUUAACAUGGAUAAUUGGGUACAAGUUAAAUGCAACAAAAUGCUGUACACUUAAAUUUACACUUAGAUUUUCUGUACAUUCAGAAUUUAACUAAACUCCAUAAAUUAAAAAAAAAUUGUUAUAAAGUA
This is a messenger RNA of Pomacea canaliculata, 3961 nucleotides long. RefSeq names its product neutral ceramidase-like. The coding region runs from base 86 to 2188 and encodes 700 amino acids. Gene Ontology annotation, molecular function: N-acylsphingosine amidohydrolase activity. Lineage: Eukaryota; Metazoa; Mollusca; Gastropoda; Architaenioglossa; Ampullariidae. Gene Ontology annotation, biological process: sphingosine biosynthetic process; ceramide catabolic process; long-chain fatty acid biosynthetic process. Gene Ontology annotation, cellular component: extracellular region. The record is from RefSeq and is a predicted model, not a curated record. The transcript is spliced from 19 exons.